AUGGCUCUCCAGAUUUUAGCCCUUCUGACCAUGCAAUACACAGUUACCCAAUCCGACGAUGAAACGAAAUGUUUUCAACCAACAAAAGAGGAAAUGACGUUUCUUUGUCCAGUCGAUUACUACCAACGAGGUGGUUUCGAAAUGUCGAUGACACGUACAAACGAAGUCACUAUUCAGUGUGCCCAUUUGGAAAAAUUUAAAGUCAACAGAAUGCCGAAAAUUCAACUGCAAAAAAUCAACCUUUUGACGUUUAAAUCGUGUCCGUCGCCUGAAAACGGUUUUCAAGCGGUGUUAGAUUGGUUUUCGACGACGAAGCUAAUAGUACUCGAAAUUGAAUAUCAAGUUAAUCCUGAAAAGUUGACAAAGGAAGUGUUUCAAAAUCUUCAGUUCUUGAGAUACUUGAAACUGGGAAACAAUAGAUUUAACGUGUUAGAGGAAGACAUUUUUACAAAUACCCCGAAUUUAUUCGCACUGGAAUUACGACACAAUAAUCUAACACAACUGAGUACAAAGCUGUUUGAAGAAUUACGCGUUUUGGAAUGGUUGGAUCUGGCAGAUAAUAGAAUAGAAAAGAUACCUUGCGGUUUAUUUCGUUCUCUCAAAAAAUUACAAUAUUUGCAUUUGUGGGGCAAUAACAUUAAGUUUAUAGACAAAUGCUCUUUUCAACGACUUUCUGAUUUGGAGUUUCUAGACUUAAGUGGCAACGAAAUAGAAGCACUUUCUGACAAUGUGUUCAAAGAUUUACGACAACUGAUGAAUCUAAGUUUAGCAGGAAAUAAAAUUAAUGCUAUUUCAUCAAAUAUGUUCAGAUUUUCUGCAAACCUGCACUCUGUUAUAUUAAGAAAUAAUCCUAACCUUAUUGUCGGCGAAUACUUGUUUUCUAAUUUCAGUUUUUUGCAAGAAGUAGAUAUGUCGAAUUGCAAUUUGGGAAAUAUUUCUGAAAACAUUUUUGAAAAUUCAAGAAAGAUGAGAAUUGUCGAUCUGAGAAAUAAUAAUCUGAGGGAAAUUCCGCAAAACUUGUUCCGAGAUCUUUUUUUGUUAGAAACAAUUGAUAUCUCUCACAAUCGAAUCAAGGGCGUUGAAAAUACGUUCACUUCUUUAAUAAAAUUAAAAAUCCUUUUUUUGCAACACAACGUCAUUGAAAAUAUUACUGAAAAUACGUUUUCUGAUUUGGUUCGUCUUGAAGAAUUGAAUCUUGAGCAGAAUAAAAUUAAAUAUAUAAAUCCAAUGGCUUUUUAUAACAAUGGUUACUUGAGAAUAAUUAAUUUGUCAAGAAAUUUGUAUUCUGGAGAAGACACUAUACUCAAGGAUUUGGUGUAUCUGGAAGCAGUAGAUUUCAGUUAUAAUUUUAUAGAUCAAAUUGAAAAAGUUAUAACACUGGAUAACAAAGUAAUGCUGGAAACUUUAAACUUAAGAGGAAAUUUCAUCACUAAGGUCACGCUCAGUUACUUGGAAGGUCCUGGAGGAGUGGAUAUAGAUCUAACAUUUAACAAUAUAACUGUAGUCAGCUUCAAGAAUAUCGAUCGUGAGAAUGGUACUAAUAAUUCCAUACUUCGUCUAGGGCAUAAUCCCCUUCAUUGUGACUGUCACAAUUACGACUUAUUCAAAUAUUUUAAUGGUGAAGUGUCAGAUAAGGUGUUGAUGAAGUUUGACAUUAGAACUGAAAACGUGGCAUGUGCUACACCUAAAAUACUCAGAAAAAAAACUCCAAAAGUUUUAAAAUUGUGGUCUUUGGUCUGUCCGCUUGAAAACCUUACUAGAAAAACAGGUUGUCCUAAAAUUUGUCAGUGCAGUUGGAGACCAAUCGACGGAUCAGUUAUUAUAGACUGUGCUAACAGAAAUUUGACAAAGUUUCCCAAAAUUGUGACGAAUAGUUUCAGGUGGAUUAAUUUCAGUAAUAUCGAAAUAAAUGUGACAAAUAACAACAUAGUUUUGAUAAAUCUGACCAAAUACGAUGAGAUCACUAAACUUUACAUGUCCCACAAUAAACUCAAAACCAUUGCUGGAAUACCCAGGAGAUUAAAAGUUUUAGAACUUGAUCAUAACGAUUUGUCAGCGCUAAGUUCUGAUGUUCUCCGUACUUUGGACACAUCUCAUUUAGUUAACGUCAGUUUGAAACACAACCCUUGGAUUUGUACCUGUGGUUCUGAAGUUUUGACAAAUUUCGUUCGAAAGCACGCAAAAAUCAUGGAUUUCAAGCAAAUUUAUUGUGUCAACAGUACGAUUCUUCUUGUUAGUUUAAACCAGAACGACCUUUGCAAAGAUAUUACCCUAAUCGUUACUGUUGUCGUAAUAUCCCUUUUGUUAUUGCCAGCAGUAUUCUCUGCCUUAUUUUACAAAUUUCAACAACCAAUAAAAGUUUGGAUGUUUUCUAAAAACUUAUGCUUGUGGUGGGUUGCAGAAGAAGAUUUAGACAGGAAUAAAGUUUUCGAUGCUUUCAUCUCCUACUCCUCCAAAGACGUAGAUUUUAUUGUAGAAACUUUAAUACCAGAGUUAGAGAAAGGACCAGAAGAUUAUAAACUUUGUGUAGAUUUCCGCAACUGGACUCCUGGAGAAUUGAUUAGUUCAAAUAUAGUCAAAUCUAUAAAUGAAUCGAAACGAACGAUUAUUAUUCUUUCGCAGAAUUUCUUGGAGAGUGUUUGGGGACUUUCUGAAUUUAAACAAGCGCAUGCUGAAGCAAUGGCCGCUGGACGAUGUAUAGUGAUUAUAAUUAUUUAUGGCAAUACAGAUGUGGGACAAAUAGAAGACGAAGAAUUAAAAUUAUAUUUAAAGACGAAUACGUAUUUAACGUGGGGGGAACCUUACUUUUGGGCCAAAUUACGAUACGCUCUACCACAUAAAAAUAAUAAUCGUUAG
This is a messenger RNA of Zophobas morio, 2856 nucleotides long. RefSeq names its product protein toll-like. NCBI's taxonomy places the organism in Eukaryota, Metazoa, Arthropoda, Insecta, Coleoptera, Tenebrionidae. The record is from RefSeq and is a predicted model, not a curated record. Gene Ontology annotation, cellular component: plasma membrane. Gene Ontology annotation, molecular function: transmembrane signaling receptor activity; protein binding. The transcript is spliced from 5 exons. Bases 1 to 2856 code for a protein of 951 amino acids. Gene Ontology annotation, biological process: inflammatory response; toll-like receptor signaling pathway; immune response.